AUGGAGAAAAAGAACAAUGGACAGCAACAUGCCCAGCCUUUGUCACAACCGGCUCAUACCCUCCCAUACGAGGCCAUCCUCCAAGAGCUUAGAGCGAACUCAGAGGAGGGUCUCACCUCCGCGGAGGCCAAGAAGCGUCUGGAACUGUAUGGGCCCAAUGAAUUACAGGGGGGGGAGGGCGUCUCGAUAAUCAAAAUCGUUAUCCGGCAAAUUGCAAAUGCUAUGAUGCUGGUCCUUAUCAUUGCGAUGGCCGUCAGUUUCGGAAUUAAAUCCUGGAUUGAAGGCGGCGUUAUCAGCGCUGUUAUUGGUCUUAACAUCGCAGUAGGCGUAUACCAAGAUUAUGCAGCCGAGAAGACCAUGGAUUCUCUCCGGUCUUUGAGUUCCCCGACUGGCGUUGCCACGCGUGAUGGUAAAACCAAUACUAUUCCGGCAACUGAGAUUGUCCCUGGCGAUAUGAUUGAACUCAAAGUCGGAGACACUGUCCCUGCUGAUUUUAGACUCGUGGAUGCCAUGAAUUUCGAAACCGACGAGGCUCUCUUAACUGGCGAGUCACUGCCGGUCCAAAAAGAAGUCGACGUGACAUUCGACCCAGACACGGGACCGGGAGAUCGUUUAAACAUCGCAUACAGUUCCUCUACCGUGACCCGCGGUCGAGCACGCGGAGUUGUCGUCGGAACCGGAAUGAAAACUGAAAUCGGUGCUAUUGCUGCUGCAUUGCGUGCUAGCGAUUCAAAGAAACGUCCGGUGAAGCGUGGCCCCGAAGGUGAAACCAAGAAGCGGUGGUAUGUGCAGGCAUGGACGUUGACUUGUACGGAUGCGGUGGGACGCUUCCUUGGUAUUAACGUGGGAACUCCCCUGCAACGCAAACUUUCCAAGCUGGCCUUGCUACUCUUCGCCAUCGCAGUUGUGUUCGCGAUUAUCGUGGAAGCGGCAAAUGGGAUGCGCAACGAUAAGGAGGUCAUCAUCUACGCCGUUGCGACUGGCCUUGCGAUGAUCCCAGCCUGCCUGGUGGUGGUCUUGACUAUUACCAUGGCGGUGGGAACAAAGCAAAUGGUCGAGAGACAUGUCAUUGUCCGGAGGCUAGACUCCCUCGAGGCACUAGGCGCCGUGACUAACAUCUGCUCAGACAAAACUGGCACUCUCACGCAAGGAAAGAUGGUCGCCAAACGCGCAUGGAUCCCAUCAUUGGGCACAUACUCGGUUGGAGCCUUUAGUAACCCGCUGAACCCAUAUGACGGCCAGGUCAGCCUUCUGCCAGAUGCUCCCGUUAAAAUUGCGCGCGACAUGGAUGGUGAGGCUGCUGACCCGGCCGAACUGCUAAAGGACAACAAAGCCCUUGAGGAUUACCUGAACGUGGCCUCUAUGGCAAAUCUUGCCCAUGUCCACAAAUCCGAAAACGAAGAAUGGCAGGCUCGCGGUGAGCCGACCGACAUUGCAAUCCAGGUCUUCGCAUCCCGCUUCAAUUGGGGACGCAACCGCUGGAUCAAGGGUGAGAAUCCUGUCUGGCGCCAGAAAGCAGAGUACCCCUUCGACUCGACAGUAAAGAAAAUGUCCGUGAUUUUUGCUCAAGGCGAAGACUCCGAGAAAGGCCGUCGCCAAAUGGUCUUCACAAAGGGGGCCGUGGAACGAGUUCUUGAAUCGUGCACAUCGGUCCUUUGGACUGCUGGAGAGCCACCAGUUCCCUUGGACGACAAGAUCCAGCACCAAAUUCUGCAGAACAUGGAAGCUCUUGCAAAGGAAGGUCUCCGCGUUCUCUGCCUCGCUUGCCGGGAUGAUGGUACCGCCGUUGCCAGCAGCGAAACCGUUCCGCUUCGCGAAGACGUCGAGAAGAACCUCACCUUCUGCGGGCUGAUCGGUCUUUAUGACCCCCCUCGACCUGAAACUGCAGGGGCUAUCGAGGAGUGUUAUCGUGCUGGGAUUUCCGUUCAUAUGGUCACGGGUGAUCACCCGGGUACGGCCAGAGCCAUCGCAGCGCAAAUUGGCAUCAUUCCUGCAAAUAUGGACGAAGUCGCCAAGGAUGUUGCAGACGCCAUGGUUAUGGCUGCUAGCCAGUUUGACAAGUUGACUGAUGAUGAGAUUGACCAACUGCCUGUCCUCCCGUUGGUGAUUGCCCGAUGCGCCCCGAACACCAAGGUCCGUAUGAUUGAUGCCCUGCACCGUCGUGGGCGUUUCGCCGCUAUGACCGGCGAUGGUGUCAAUGACUCUCCCUCCUUGAAACGUGCAGAUGUUGGCAUUGCGAUGGGCCAAUCCGGUUCAGAUGUGGCAAAGGACGCGUCCGAAUUAGUUCUGACUGACGAUAACUUUGCCUCCAUCAUCAAUGGAAUUGAGGAGGGACGUCGAAUUUUUGAUAACAUCCAGAAAUUUGUCCUCCAUCUUCUAGCCGAAAACGUCGGGCUUGCACUUACUCUCCUUAUUGGUCUGUGCUUCAAAGACGAAAUGGGCCAGUCAGUCUUCCCCAUCGCUCCCGUCGAAAUCCUGUGGAUUAUCAUGAUUACAUCUGGUCUUCCCGACAUGGGAUUGGGUAUGGAGAUAGCCGCUCCUGAUAUCAUGAACCGCCCACCGCAAAGUAAACAAGGUAUCUUCACAUGGGAGGUCAUUAUUGACACCAUUGUAUAUGGAGUUUGGAUGGCUGCGCUCUGUUUGAGUGCGUUUUCUCUCGUCCUCUUUGCCUGGGGAGACGGAAACCUGGCGACAGGCUGCAAUAGCAGCUAUAGUGAAUCAUGCGACACCGUCUUCCGGGCGCGUGCUACCACCUUCGUCUGCAUGACCUGGUUCGCUCUCUUCCUGGCCUGGGAGAUGAUCAACAUGCGUCGUAGCUUCUUCCGCAUGCAGCCUGGAUCGAAGAAAUACUUUACCCAGUGGAUGUACGAUGUCUGGCGCAACAAGUUCCUUUUCUGCGGAAUCAUGCUUGGAUUCAUCACCACCUUCCCCAUUCUCUAUAUCCCCGUCAUCAAUGAUGUGGUCUUUAAGCAUGUUGGUAUUUCCUGGGAGUGGGGUGUUGUCUUCGUGGAGGCAUUCCUAUUCUUCCUUGGGGUGGAAUUGUGGAAGUGGUGCAAACGCAUUUACUUCCGUCGCCAGGCUCUUCGCAACAAGGACAAGAAGGACGUGUAUCAGGGUCCAAAGGACUUUAGCCGUUACACGACCAUGAGCCGAUCUGACACUCAGGCGACUGGCGACAUGAAGAUGGAACAAUCCAUGGUUUGA
Aspergillus ochraceoroseus IBT 24754 is the source of this 3204-nucleotide messenger RNA. RefSeq names its product cation-translocating P-type ATPase. The coding region runs from base 1 to 3204 and encodes 1067 amino acids. The transcript is spliced from 4 exons. The record is from RefSeq and is a predicted model, not a curated record. Lineage: Eukaryota; Fungi; Ascomycota; Eurotiomycetes; Eurotiales; Aspergillaceae. Gene Ontology annotation, cellular component: plasma membrane. Gene Ontology annotation, molecular function: ATP binding; ATP hydrolysis activity; P-type calcium transporter activity. Gene Ontology annotation, biological process: intracellular calcium ion homeostasis; calcium ion transmembrane transport.